Molecule: messenger RNA, 1906 nt
Organism: Micropterus salmoides (largemouth bass)
Lineage: Eukaryota; Metazoa; Chordata; Actinopteri; Centrarchiformes; Centrarchidae
Exons: 2
Coding region: 4-924 (306 amino acids)
Source: RefSeq, a predicted model, not a curated record
GCAAUGGUUAUUGCACAAGACCAUGCUGCAAAGGAGCAGAAUAGACAUGCUCAGCUGUACAACAAGAGAGUGAAAGGCUCCAAAAUUGACAUUGGUGACAGGGUGCUCUUGGCCAACAGGAAAGAGAGGGGUAAAAAGAAGCUCGCUGACCGCUGGGAAUCGACACUCUAUACUGUGGUGGACAUGAAUGCAGAGACACACACAUACAGGGUUCGCGACACAAUCACCGGCCAGGAGAAAGUGAUCCACAGGAACCUGCUGAUGCUGGCCAAUUUCCUUCCUGUGGGUGACUCAUCUGGACUGUCUGACCAUGACUCAUCCAUGUCUUUUGCAGUAUCCUCAGCCCACACACCUGAUGAUGUGAGAGAAGCGGGUGAGACUUCUUCCGAGAGAGUGAGCAGGACUCUUCGCACAGCCAGUGACAGCCUUGUUGACGGAAGUGACAGGCACUCAGCAGUGACUGUAGUAGAGGGACAGAGCCCCUUGACUGACGCAGAGCCUGCGGACUCUGAGAGACGAACCAUAGACUGGAUCACACAGUUGUCUGUACCAAGUCAGUCAGAUGUUGCUGAUGUAACAAGCGUGACCUGUGACCCUCAAGAUUCCCCAGUCUUGCUUGAGGACGACACGACUUAUGACUCUAGCCCUGUGACUGCUGUGGACGUCCUGGCAAAUACAAGACAGCCGAAUCACAACACUGUGACACAGGCAGACAAUUUGUCAGACCCUCUGCACACUACUAUUCAGACCUUGCCUAUGCACUCUGGUGACUCCCGUACGCUCACACAGAUUAGGUCUAGAUUUGGUCGCUUAGUCAGACCAGUCAACAGACUCAUACAAACCAUGUCCAGGCAGGACGUUGUUCAAGAAAAGUUUGAUGUUAAGACUGCUUGCAAGUCCAUGUUCCAGGCUUUUGCUGACUGAAGCACUUCCAUAUGGCCUGUGUUUUGGUCUGAAGUUUCCUUGUAUUGGUAAUUGAUAUUCUGUUCAGCUGUAAACUUAUUUUACUAUUGUGGGCCUACACUGCACUGUGUUAGGGUCUUGUGGGGUGUACAAGGCACCCCUGUUGCCGGUUGCUGGAUUGAGGGAUUAGCGCUGCCCUCACACCACUCCAUCCUUAUGGGAUACAUUUAGUGUUGGUUUUCUUGAUGCUGACCCUGUGUAAUUUGUCGCUUUGUAAUGUUUUCUUCAGUGAUUAUUGUGUAGUUGAUGCCCAAGUUCGAUAAAAUUCAGUGGGGGUGAGUGUAACGGAGUUAAAAAUGCACUUUAAUAAUUCUUAUUUCCAAAUGUGCAUCUGUGGAUUUUAUUUAUCAUUUAAUGAUUUUAUUGAAUAUUUGUGAAUUUUAUCUCAUUGAGUUAUUUUUAUUUAUAUUUAUUUUUGCUAUUUUUUUUCUCCUGUGGAAAUGUCCUUAGCUGCACACUACCCCUUUUGUACCUCCUAAGCUUCCGUAGUGCUCGUCUCCCUCAGUUGCGUCUUGCACCGCUGAGGGUAAGUUGUGUGGAAAAGUGCUGCUGGGUUUAUGUAUUGUUUUCUUUGGAAAUUGAACCAUUUGCGUUAAAACUUUAAGCACAAAUUGUGCCAUGUAAAUAUGGUUAUGUCACGUAGCAGUUUUGUAUUAGUGUGACCGUUAAAAUACGUUUUUAUCAGUGUUUUCCUUUUAACUUUCUGGCGCCAGUUUUACCACGGCAGGCGGGCCGUGUCAUGUUACCUAUGUAACUUGUCGGAGUUUUCAGCGUCUUGUCACUUGAGUAAACGCUGUAUUUUUGUAUGUUUAGGAAGCAGAGGUAAUGUAAGAGGAGGCCAGGGGCAAUUGAUGUGUGCAUUGUGUUCUGCAGAUGUGCGAGCCAAUAAAUCGUGGAAAAGAAGUGAUCCCAGGAGUAAUCCUUCACACACCCGACCACACCC